Arabidopsis thaliana (thale cress) is the source of this 1366-nucleotide messenger RNA. RefSeq names its product Peroxidase superfamily protein. NCBI's taxonomy places the organism in Eukaryota, Viridiplantae, Streptophyta, Magnoliopsida, Brassicales, Brassicaceae. Gene Ontology annotation, molecular function: lactoperoxidase activity; peroxidase activity; heme binding. Bases 1 to 1215 code for a protein of 404 amino acids. Gene Ontology annotation, biological process: hydrogen peroxide catabolic process; response to oxidative stress; cellular oxidant detoxification. Gene Ontology annotation, cellular component: extracellular region. The transcript has 4 exons. The record is from RefSeq and is marked reviewed.
AUGAGGUUCCUCGGAGACUACAAGUUCGCUUUACUUACUUGCUCCGUUAUCGCUCUCAGCAUCUACUUCGCGAUUAACGUCGAAUUUCGUUUCGCGUACGAUUCACCGGGAACUCGUACCGGAGUUAAGGUUUCCGAGAAAUCUCCCUUCGACGACGAAUUCAUGUACAUGUCAAUCGCUGAAGAUAUCGAUCGAUCUUACCUCCACUACGAUUACUACCGUGAAUCUUGCCCUACCGCCGAGAAAAUCAUCGCGAAAGCUAUCAGAGAUAUCUACAAUGUCACACCCAGCGUAGCUCCGCCUAUUAUCCGUCUCCUCUUUCACGAUUGCUUCAUCGAGGGAUGUGAUGCAUCAGUCCUUCUAGACGCAGAUGAAGCACAUACUUCUGAGAAAGAUGCAUCUCCAAACCUAUCCUUGAAAGGGUUUGAUGUGAUUGACGCCGUUAAGUCUGAGCUAGAGAAUGUCUGUCCCGGAGUUGUUUCCUGUGCUGACCUACUUGUAUUGGCAGCUAGAGAAGCCGUCCUAGUUGCUGGUGGUCCAUUCUAUCCCCUAGAAACUGGAAGGAAGGAUAGUGCAGCAGCCUACAGGGAUUUUGCAGAACACGAGCUUCCUGCACCAGACGCUACUCUGUCGGUGAUUCUUCAACGUUUUUCUUUCAGAGGAUUCAACGAGAGAGAAACCGUCAGCUUAUUCGGAGCACACAGCAUUGGCAUCACGCAUUGCACAUUUUUUAAGAACCGCCUCUACAACUUCUCAGCAACCGGGAAGCCUGAUCCUGAACUCAAUCCAGGGUUCCUCCAAGAACUGAAAACGAAAUGCCCCUUCUCUGUCUCGACUUCAUCUCCAUCUGCUCCCCCUGACAUUGGUUUACCACCGUCCUUACCUGCAUCAGAUUCCGAAAACAGCUACGGUAUGAGCUCAGGAAACAGGAAUGAUGAAGUGAUCGACUUGAGCUACAACAAUGAAGGAGGUGAUGAAAAUUUUGGAACACGAUACUUCCGAAGACUAAUGCAGAAUAAAGGGUUGAUGUCUUCUGACCAGCAACUAAUGGGUAGUGAAGUGACUGAGAUGUGGGUGAGGGCAUAUGCUUCUGAUCCGUUGUUGUUCCGCAGAGAAUUUGCUAUGUCAAUGAUGAAACUUUCAAGCUAUAAUGUCUUGACUGGUCCUCUAGGACAAGUGAGAACAAGCUGCUCAAAGGCCCUCCCCAGGAACUGAUCUCUCUUUUACCACUUUAGCGGACUCCUGUUGAUAAGAUUUGAUUUUGUUUUCGAAUAUAUGUAGUAACUGAAUUGAGGAUUUUGAGUUUGAUUUCAGAAGGCUGAUAAAUAAGUUGAGAGUUCAAUCCCUCAUUGUGUAUGAUAACCAU